Messenger RNA from Fomitiporia mediterranea MF3/22, 1271 nucleotides. RefSeq lists its product as uncharacterized. NCBI's taxonomy places the organism in Eukaryota, Fungi, Basidiomycota, Agaricomycetes, Hymenochaetales, Hymenochaetaceae. The transcript is spliced from 3 exons. The record is from RefSeq and is a predicted model, not a curated record. Bases 67 to 867 code for a protein of 266 amino acids.
AGCAUAUACAAUCUAUAAAGGCCUUUUGGUAGGAUGAGGUUGAAACGAUAGACUGUUCUAUCCGCCAUGCAGUCCCUCACUGCGCAGGGCAUACUAGCAGAAUUGUCGUCUCACCUACAUUUCCCGCUUGCUAGCACUCGAAACACAAUCACACGGCAUCCGACACUAUCAAUCUCAGCCUCAGUAGUUGCUGUGCUCUUCCCACUAGCGCUCCGAAACUACCGGUCCUACAAGACUCUUGAGCGAGGUGGAUUCAAAUUUCCUGUUGUUGGUUGGGCAGUUUCUCUUCUCUUGAAACCAGUUGGGAGAAACACAGUUACUGUGGAGGAGUAUGAAAAAGACUCGGACAAGAGCUCAUGGCUGAAAGCGGGUGACGGACCAACCGAAAUUCCACUGAGGGGAAGGCAACGACCAAAAACGGGAUGGCAUUUCCUUCCGCAUCGACAGGUUGAGUACUUCCCAAAUGAAAAGACACAAAAGCUCCUUACCGAUGAAUUCAAGAAAAUCGCCGAGACGAACAGUUCACUCAUCCAGGUUGGCCGUUCACCACACGAGAACUUUCUUAAUGCACUCCUUGUACAUCCGAGCGUGCAAAGUCCGCAUCCUGUUACGGACGCGUCGUGGCGUGAAAUCGGUCAUGUCCAUUCCCUGAAGGACUUUUCGAUGCAUGUUACGCUCUCACCUCAAGACUGUAAACUGGUGAUUGAACGAGAGUGGGGCGAACGGCAUCCUAUCAGCGGUGUCAUUGGACUGCCGAAAGAAUACCUCAUGCUGUAUGCACCACUUACGGAGGACGACGUACGCGUCGUAGGACUCAUUGUCCGAGCUUCUGUUAGCUAUAUGACGGGUACUAAAAACGUGCAUUAGAUGUAAACUAAUGCAGACUGGAAUACUGAACUCUACUCUCGAGACUCUGCUUACUAAUUUAUCCCUUGGCCGUUUAAUCAUGCUGCCACAAUUGUUAUUAGACAUCAAAAGGAAUUUACGAGCAAGACUUUGUCCACUGGGGAUUAGCUCUUGCUAGAAACCACCUUAUGUUUCUCCGCAAUUAUCUGAAAACAAUUCAACUACACUGAUUUGCGGUUGGGCGAUAAAUGUAUCUCUUCGCUGAGUUGAGGAUGAGUUGAAACAUGAAACAACAGAGUCUCACGCCACUGAUGAGUGCCGCAGGCCGAGGACUGUGGGAAAUGGCCACUGAGUGGACGUGCCUCUUCCCGAAUCCCCCACUUAAAUUUUGCUUCCGGCACAUCAGAGUGGCUUACAACACCCCG